Messenger RNA from Galeopterus variegatus (Sunda flying lemur), 1825 nucleotides. RefSeq names its product peptidase M20 domain containing 1 (gene PM20D1). Gene Ontology annotation, biological process: amino acid metabolic process. Bases 1 to 1512 code for a protein of 503 amino acids. The record is from RefSeq and is a predicted model, not a curated record. Gene Ontology annotation, molecular function: hydrolase activity, acting on carbon-nitrogen (but not peptide) bonds, in linear amides. Lineage: Eukaryota; Metazoa; Chordata; Mammalia; Dermoptera; Cynocephalidae. The transcript is spliced from 13 exons.
AUGGCUCGGCGGUGCGUUCGCGUGCUGGCCCUGGCGGUUAUGCUGCUGCUAGUUUUUGCCACCGUCUCCAGACCGAUGGGCCUAAGGGGCAAGCAGCAACAGGGGACAUCGCGAAUCCCUUCUCAGUUCCACAAAGAGGAGCGCGUCGCGAUGAAAGAGGCGCUGAAAGGUGCCAUUCAGAUUCCAACAGUGUCUUUCAGCCCCAAGGAGUCCAAUACUACAGCCCUGGCAGAGUUUGGAGAAUACAUUCGUAAAGUCUUUCCUACAGUGUUCAGCACUAGCUGCGUGCAGCAUGAAGUGGUGGGAGAGUACAGCCACCUGUUCACUGUCCAAGGCUUGGACCCCAGCUUGCAGCCGUACAUGCUGUUGGCUCACUUUGACGUGGUGCCUGCCUCUGAAGAAGACUGGGAGGUGCCCCCAUUCUCUGGGCUGGAGCGUGAUGGCUUCAUCUAUGGUCGGGGCACACUGGAUAACAAGAACUCUGUGAUGGCAAUCCUGCAGGCUUUGGAGCUCCUGCUGAUCAGGAACUACAUCCCCCGAAGAUCUUUCUUCAUUGCUCUGGGCCAUGAUGAGGAGGUGUCGGGAAUGAAUGGGGCUCAGAAGAUCUCAGCCCUCCUACAGGCAAGGGGCAUCCAGUUAGCCUUCCUUGUGGACGAGGGUAGCUUUAUUGUGGAUGGUUUCAUUCCCAGUCUCAAGAAGCCCUUUGCUAUGAUUUCAGUCUCAGAGAAAGGUGCAAUUAACCUCAUGCUGCAAGUAAACAUGACUCCUGGCCACUCUUCAGCUCCUCCAAAGGAGACGAGCAUUGGCAUCCUUGCAGCCGCUGUCAGCCGACUGGAGCAGGCACCAAUGCCAAAUAUGUUUGGAAGUGGGUCACUGAAGACGACAUUGCAGCAUCUGGCAAAUGAGUUUCCCUUCCCUACCAAUCUAAUCUUGAGCAACCUGUGGCUAUUUCAACCCCUUGUAAGCAGGAUGAUGGAGAGAAAUUACGUGACCAAUGCAAUGGUCAGGACCACCAUAGCACUCACCAUGUUCAAUGCAGGGGUCAAGGUGAAUGUCAUCCCCUCAACUGCCCAGGCCACAAUGAACAUUCGAAUUCACCCUGCACAGACGGUCCAAGAGGUCCUAGAGCUUGUCAAGAACAUUGUGGCUGAUGACCGAGUCCAGUUCCAUGUACUGAGUGCCUUUGACUCCCUGCCUGUCAGCCCCUCUGAUGACCAGGCCUUGGGCUACCAGCUGCUCCACCAGACCAUACGUUCUGUCUUCCCGGAAGUCAGUGUUGUCACUCCAGGUAUUUGCAUUGGCAACACAGAUAGCCGACACUUUACGAACCUCACCACUGGCAUCUACAGGUUCAACCCCCUCUACCUGCAGCCUCAGGACUUCAGUAGCGUACACGGAAUCAAUGAGAAGAUCUCAGUCCAAGCCUAUGAGACCCAGGUGAAAUUCAUCUUUGAGUUGAUCCAGAAUGCUGACACAUACCAGAGGCCAGUCUCUGACCUGCAUGAACUGUGAGGUCGAGGAGCCAUCUGGGUUAGGGGUGCCCAGUCCUGGGCCAGGACUAACCCAAGGGGGAAAGCCAAUGCUGGUGAAACUUGAUCAAGAUCACAUUGCCCACCUGCCUCGCUCACUCCUAAACUCACCCAAUCACAAGGCCAAGGGGUAAGAGAGGUCAGCAGAAAUCUGGCUUCUCCCUUCCUCCCGACACCUCUCCUCCCUCAACUUACCUAUUUACUAUCUUCUUGUCCCUUGUCUGUCUUAUGCUGGAUAUUUAACUGUUCCAACUCUCCAGGUCUGACUUAACAAAUGCAGGUUUGAAAAAUAUCAA